Messenger RNA from Epinephelus fuscoguttatus (brown-marbled grouper), 8865 nucleotides. Its product is annotated as DDB1- and CUL4-associated factor 1-like. Gene Ontology annotation, biological process: protein ubiquitination. NCBI's taxonomy places the organism in Eukaryota, Metazoa, Chordata, Actinopteri, Perciformes, Serranidae. Gene Ontology annotation, molecular function: histone H2AT120 kinase activity; nuclear estrogen receptor binding. The record is from RefSeq and is a predicted model, not a curated record. The transcript has 31 exons. Gene Ontology annotation, cellular component: Cul4-RING E3 ubiquitin ligase complex; nucleus. The coding region runs from base 178 to 5028 and encodes 1616 amino acids.
GAAGUUUUGAAAAUAAACGUGAUACUUUUCCCCACAACAUUUAAUGUCAGCGCUGUUUCGUUUACAACUUUCCGUCACAUUUUAGCGGAACUUCUUGAAACGACGAGUUGAGCUGAGGAGCAGAACGAAGAAGAGGAGGAGGAAGCUCUUCUUCAGUAUCUGACAGCCUGCUCCGUGAUGUCUCAGCGUCGAACUACACGCAGCCAACUGCGGGCAGCGAUGUCUGCCCCAGAAGAGGAACCGCCGGCCUCCGCGUCAGCCGUCCUGUCGUCUGCCCUGUCUGCUGCCGUGUCAGCUGCCAUGGCGGUUGCCAUGUCCGUGGAUGCUAAGGCUGACCUCGCCACGCUGCUUGACGAAUGGGAAGAAGCACAGCACGGCACCACAGAGCGGCUGGUGUCCAUCCUCACCAAAAUUUCUGAGCUGAUUGAGCGGGAGACUGGAGAGUAUCACAAAGCAGACCCUGAUCCGUUUGAUGACCGUCAUCCAGGACGAGCAGACCCAGACUGCAUGCUGGGGCAACUCCUGAAGAUGCUCUUUAUGAAUGAUGACUUCACUAAUGCGCUGAUGGACACGUAUAUAAUGACGAGCAGAGAGCUGAGCCUCAACACAGCCGCCUGUCGUCUGCUGCAGAACAUCAUGCCGGGCCUGGAGACCGCCGUUGUCUUCCAGGAGAAGGAAGGUCUGGUGGAGAAGCUGUUCUCUUGGGCUCGUGAAGCGGAGCGGCCGCUGUGCAUCUACGCCACGGGCCUGCUGGCCCGAGCCAUGAGCAACCAGGAGGUGGCAGCCAGCUAUAGAGAGGAGAACGCUCUGCUGGUGCCGAUCAUGAUUCAGCGCCUGCACGAGCUGCAAACUGCAGAGGCCAAGUGUCACUAUAGUCCCGCCAAGACGCCCCAGAAUCUACCUCAGGACUCUCAGGUUGAAGCCACUCAAACCUCAAGCAUCUCAACAGACCAGCAGGACAAGACGGAGGGGGAGGAUGUGGGAGAGGAGGGAGAGAGAAAAGAGAGAGACGGAGAGAGCAGCAGGUCGGUGUCAAAGGCCACUUCCAAACCUUUGUCACUGCUCUGUUCGGCCCAGAAGAACAGCGGCUCGAGCAGCAGCUCCACACGACUGCUUCCAGACUUUGUUUACCAAGCGAGGCCAGACUCUGCCUCCAGGGAGACGGACGACAGGCAGGGAGGAAGAGGAGGACAAGGAGGGAGGAGACGGGCGGUGAAGGAGAAUGGGAGAAAGGCUAAGCAGAAACUAAACUUCACCUCCUCCUCCGGCAAGACUGAGGAGGAGGAGGUGGAGAGAAACGACUCUAGCGAGCAGCCGGCCAGCAGCACCUCCUGGUCUGAGAUGAGCUCCAUGGUGAUCGGCUCCGACUACAGCCUCUCACCUCUGAGCCCGGCCAUGGAGCAGAGGCUCAUCCUGCAGUAUCUGACGCCGCUCGGAGAUUACCAGGAGUUGCUCGCCGUCUUCAUGCAGCUGGACACCCGGUCGCUGCUGAUGAACUACAUCGACCUCAGGCAGACCAAAAAUGUCCAGCUCACCUUUGAUGCCCUCCUGUAUCUCGCCUCGUUGCUCCUCCAUAAGAAGUUUGCAGCAGAGUUCAUCGCUCAAGGAGGAGUGCAGAAGCUGCUGGAGAUCCCGCGGCCUUCGAUGGCUGCAACUGGAGUUUCACUCUGCUUGUACUACCUGGCAUACAAUCAUGAUGCUAUGGAGAGGGUGUGCACACUCCCAGACAGCGUGCUGUCAGACAUGGUGUCCUACGCUCUGUGGCUGCUGGAGUCGUCCCACGCCUCAGGCGUCUGCCACGCGACCAUGUUCUUCUCCAUCUCCUUCUCCUUCAGAGCGGUGCUGCAGCUCUUCGACCACCAGGACGGCCUGCGCAGGCUGGUCAACCUGAUCAGUACUCUGGAGAUCCUUAACACAGAGAAUGAGGUGUCCAUAAUGAGUGAUGAUCAGGUUUUCUCCAACCGACAGACAGCCAAACACACCUGCAUGGCCCUGCGCAGGUACUUUGAGGCCCACCUGGCAGUAAAGGCUGAACAGGUCAAACAGUCUCUGCACUCGUCAGAUGGAGGCAUCAUUGUUCCCCAGCAGCCAUUUUAUAAGGCGUAUACGUACACCAGAGAGCAGAUUAUUGAGAUGAUGGAGUUUCUCAUCGAGUGUGGGCCGCCACAGCUCCACUGGGAACCAGUAGAGGUUUUCUACAAACUGUCCUGUGUCCCUUUAAUGCUGCAGCUCAUAUCUACAGCUUGUGACUGGAGGACUUACUAUGGCAGGAGUGACACUGUGCGUUAUGCUUUGGACAUCCUGGCCAUCCUGAUGGUGGUUCCUAAAGUGCAGUUGGUGCUGGCGGACACUGUGGAGGUUCUGGAUGAAGCCAGGUCGCCUGUCUCCACUGUGGGUAUGAGCAUCAUUCUGGGUGUCGCUGAGGGCGAGGUGUUCGUCAACGAUGCUGAGAUCCAGAAGUCAGCUCUACAGGUGAUAAUAAACUGUGUAUGCGCUCCAGACCAGAGCCUGAACACUGUGGGUGCUUUUGCUGUCACCCCCCUUAGGCCGUCCCUCCACCCCCAGCAGCCCCCCGCUCCCCACAACAGAGUGCUGGCUCACAUGUGGCAACUGGUGCAGAACAACAAUGGUAUAAAGGUGCUUCUGUCCCUGCUGUCGGUGAAGAUGCCCAUCACAGACGCAGACCUGAUCCGUGCCCUGGCCUGCAAGUCUCUGGUUGGACUCUCUCGCAGCUCAGCGAUCAGACAAAUCAUCAGCAAGCUGCCGCUCUUCACAAGCAGCCACAUUCAACAGCUGAUGAAGGAGCCAGUGCUGCAGGACAAACGGAGCGAGCACGUCCGUUUUUGCCGAUAUGCCGCCGAGCUGACUGAGCGAGUGUCUGGAAAGCCUCUCCUCAUGGGAACCGACGUCUCAUUGGCUCGUCUGCAGAGGGCUAGUGUGGUCGCACAGUCUCGGAUCACUUUCUCUGAGAAGGAACUCCUCAUGCUGAUCAGAAACCACCUCGUUGCAAAAGGGCUCCAUGACACAGCGAACACGCUUGUGAAAGAGGCGAACUUGUCCCUCUCAUCCCUCUGUCCGAACUCUUCCUCCUGUGUCACCCCACCCUCCUCAUCCCCAAUGAUUCCCAGGACUUGCCGGUCAGCUGGCGGGAUCGCAGCUCGUUUUGCCAGCCCUGUUGGAUCCUCCCCUGUGUCCUCUAUAGCUGUAGCCUCCUCCACCACUCCCACUUCCUCUCGUUCCCUUGCUGUUCCUCACCCUUCAUGCUCCUCUUCGUCUACUUCCACCCUCCCUCCUCCUCCUCAUCCCACAUGUCAUGGGCAGGGCUCACAUCUGGUUGGCCGGAUUUUAUUCACACGGGAACGCCCGCCUGCCCCUUGCAACUCAGGAAAAAAAUUUCGUGCGCUGAAGCAGAAGUCUGACCACGGUGCUUUCAUACAGACUCCAGCCAUGAAGAAGCAGCUAGAGCGACACCUUCCUUCCCCCCCGACCCUCGACAGCAUCAUCACAGAGUACCUUAGGGAGCAGCACGCUCGCUGCCCCAAUCCUGUCACCACCUGUCCUCCCUUCUCCCUCUUCAACCCCCACCGAUGCCCCGAGCCCAAGCAGAGGCGACAGGCAUCGCCCAACUUCACUGCCCGCCUGGGGAGCAGGGUGCUGUACCCGAAGUAUGGAGGAGUGGACAGAGGGUGUCUGGACAGACAUCUGAUAUUUAGCAGGUUUCGUCCAAUGUCAGUCUUCCACGAGGGCGACGGAGACGAGAGUGGUUUCACCUGUUGUGCCUUCUCAGCCCGUGAGCGUUUCCUGAUGCUGGGGACCUGCUCUGGUCACCUCAAAUUCUAUAAUGUUUUCUCUGGAGAGGAGGAGGCCAACUACACCUGCCACACAUCGGCCAUCACACACCUCGAACCCUCCAGGGAUGGGAAAUUGCUGCUCACCUCUGCUUCUUGGAGUGUCCCUUUAUCGGCCCUCUGGAGUAUGGAUGGCGUCUUUAGCAUGAAGAACUCGUUUGUAGACGACCACUACGUGGAGUUCAGUAAACACUCUCAGGACAGAGUCAUCGGCACCAAGGACCAAGUUGCACACAUCUACGACAUCCAGACAGGUCAGAAGACUUUAACCCUCAAUGAACCCGCCCUGGCCAAUAACUACAAAAGGAACUGUGCCACCUUCAACCCCACUGACGACCUGGUGCUGAAUGACGGGGUGCUGUGGGACGUGCGGGAGUCACGGGCCAUCCAUAAGUUUGACAAGUUCAACAUGAACAUCAGCGGGGUUUUCCAUCCCAACGGCCUGGAGGUCAUCGUCAACACUGAGAUUUGGGACCUGAGGACCUUCCACCUCCUGCACACUGUCCCCGCCCUGGACCAGUGCAGACUGGUCUUCAACAGCAACGCCACCAUUAUGUACGGAGCAAUGCUGCAAGCCGAUGAUGAGGAUGAUGCCAUGGACCAGCAGAUGAAGAGUCCCUUCGGCUCGUCCUUCAGAACCUUCGAUGCUACAGACUACAAGCCCAUUGCCACAGUGGACGUGAAGAGAAACAUCUUUGACCUGUGCACCGACUCCAAAGACUGCUACCUGGCUGUCAUUGAGAACCAGGACACAGUGAGCUUGGACACGGUGUGUCGUCUGUACGAGGUGGGACGACAGAAACUGGCAGAGGAGGGAGACGACGAUGAUCAGGAUGAUGAAGAUCAGGAUGAUGAUGACUCCUCAGACACAGAUGACGACGAUGACGAUGAUGACGAUAUGGACACAGACCCGCUCAUAGAGGAACUGGCCAAUAAUGACGACCCAGACUAUGAGGACGGAGCCAACUCUCCCACAGAUCAGGAGAUUGCAGAUCUUCUUGGCAGCAACAGCGACGACGACAACAGUGAUGAUGAUGAUGAUGAAUCAGUAGACUCAGAAGGCGAUGCAUACAGAAGUGACGAUCCCUCCGACCCAUUUGACUACCCAAAUUUCUCCCCAGGAGCGUCAGAUGAUGAGAGUCGGAUCCUUCAGGCCCUCAGGGAGCACUGGCCCUCGUGACCUGAGUGAGGACGCUCCUCUGCGGACAACAUGAACCUCAACAAGGCCUUUUUUUCCCUUUUUAAAUCAUCAUUUCUCGUUCUAAAAGGCAAGUUGACUGUGAAUACACUGAUAUGCACAUCGAUGUCCAGAACACCUGUGACAUUCCCUCUCUGCGUUCUGCAGUUUAGAGACACGACAGUCAUGACGAAUAAAUUUUCCCCCCACGGGGCUCAGAUGAGAACACUGACUUUUCACUGGACCUUGCUUUCUGCUUUGCUUCAGUAGGAGAGAGUAUUUGUGAAUGAAAAGUAUUUAUGGUGUUUUACCUGGCUCGCUGCCUCUGGUGUUGCUCUUGUACUCACUGACCAACUAAUGGAAACUUAUGUGAAGGAGUUUUUAUAGUUUUUUUUCCCCCCAUUUUUUCUGUGGAUGGAUAAUUUAAGUUUAAUCAAAAAAUUUCACAGCACUUGAAGCCGUAAAUUUAAAUUAAAUUGAUAUUUAAUAAAAAAACUACAUCAGUGUUUUAGCCACUGGCCAAACAUUCUGGUAAAACCUGGUCUCCAUACUUCUGUAGAGAAAGGUUAGUGUAGUUCAUUUAUUUCCACACUGCAUCAAUCCUCCCUACAUAUUUGUUUUCUUCCCAAACAAUCGCAGCUAAAAGCCAAAUAUUCACAUAAAGGCAGCGACCAAUGUGGAAUCACAGGCUCAUUCAGCAUUCCUCAUUUUACAGCAAUAAAAACAUGAACAUUUUUUAUCCUCAAAUACACCCAGAGACAAUGUAAAGUCCCAAGAAUGUUAUGUAAAGAUGUAAAGAUAGAGUGAACAAAAGCUAGCCGUAGAUCUUGCUCCUUAAGCCUGCUGGAUCAUCACAGAAAUGCUCCCAUUUUGCUCGCGCAUAUUAGAAAUAUCUUUGUUUCCAUGCACCGAAUAAAAACACCAACUUUUGUGUCUUGUGAGGAAUCAAAAUACCCAACUCUUCAUCAAGCAGUAGAGGUUUCCACUGUGUCUGUGGGCUGAGAUCAGCAGUUUGUUAAUGGGAUAGGUCAGAUUGAGGUAUUUGGUGUAUUACCUAUUAUAGAUGUCAGCCGGCACGCUCCCAGUUAGGAGAAGCCGACAGUAACAGCUUCAAUUCGUUCUACCAUCUACUGUAGGUAAUGCACUGACUAUGCUAAGUACCUUAUAUAACCCCACUUAAAAAACCUUCUGUGUCCAAACUUCUGUACUUCUUCUUUUAACAUCCAGAUCAGAUUUUUGCAGAAGGCGCUGAUGCAUGCAUCACUAUGAGCCAUUUUGUCCUUUGACGCUGUAUAUAAUUUCGCCAUAAAGUCAAUGAUGACCCAGGCGUGGCAGUGACAUAUAGUUUUGUUUAAUUUAAGUUAUUUUGACUUAUUUUAAGUUUAAUUUAUUUCAAUUUUAUAGGGGUUGAUAGCUUUUAUGUGUUGGGAGAAAUGUUUGUAGCCCCUGUGACCCUCAGGUUUCCUUUUGUUUGGUAAACCAGCAGCACUAAGUGGUUGUAUAAAAAAAUUCUUUAAAGGGUAAGUUUGGUGUUUUUCAACCUAGACCCUGUUUUCCCAGAUGUUUGCGUCUAAGUGACUGGUGGGAACAGAAGUCUUUGAAAGUGGUCCAGUAUUGCGUGAGAGAGCUGCAGCUGGCAGCAGUGAAACAGGCUGCAAUGUAAUCACUUGGGGCAAUUAUGCACUAUUAUUGUAUGUCCUCCAAAAGAGCUUGUUUUUGCCACUGACGGGCUCAGAUUAUUAUUAUAAUUGUCUCACAUUAUGGAAAGUAUCCUUACAGAAAGACCUUUGUUGGAAAGAGUGAGGUCCGUUUCGUUUGUCCCAAAACAGCCUCGAAAUUGCCAACGCCAAACACACCAGACGCCAUUUGAAUAAAUAGUAAUUUUAGCGUGUGUAGAGGCAACAUAUUGUCACAUCUAACAGGGUGAGUAAAGGGUUUAAUUCAAACCAGAGUUGGUCAUUGUUGGAACAGUGGAAAGACCAGCCAGGAUGGGUUUGUGAUUUUUAUUUUGUUUUUUUGGACUUUGAAUGAAGUAAAAUUACUGUUUAUUAAAAUGGAGUCUGGUUGCUUUAGCAAUGGUGAUUGUGAGGCUUUUUUUGGUUCUCUUUAACAAUAAGGUCUAUCUCUGUAGUGAUUCAUUUCAUUAUGUUUGUCAGUUGCAAAAACAUUUAUUGGGCGUUAAUUGACGAUGCACAAUUGCCCCAAGUGGUAACAUUCCAGCCUGUUUCACAUCUGCCUGCUGCAGUCUCACCAAACUGGACCAGUUUCAAAAACUGUUGUCUGUUAUCUGAAUAUUUUUAAAAGAAUACUUAAACUGCAAAAUUCCAUUUGUAUGCCAAGUACUCACUGUGCUACCUUGCAUUCUUGGAGACUUUUUUCCUAACAUGCCUUGAUGGUGAACGGAGAAUCCAAAAACUGCAAACAGUCUUCAUGAGUUGAAGUGAAUGGGGACCAUAUUUACAGCAAAACUAUAUUAAAACACUGGUUUACGAACUCUCACACUCUCCUGCGGUUUAUUCCAAGGUUCAUUUAUCCUGUCGUAUUCUCAGUACUUCCCAAACACAUGCAUUUUCACAGGCGUGGACAAAUUGCGUCCCUGGGAUGUUUAGAUAUAGUUUUUUUUGUUGUUUAACGUGGACCCUGACUACUUCAGUUCAGUUCAUGAAGAAUAUUUGCUUUUUUGGGAUUCUCUGUUCAGUGUGGGCGCAUGUGAGAAAACCAAUGUUUUCUUCAUGAAUUUAAGGUAACACGCAGUAAGUAAUCGACAUACAAAUGGACAUUUUGUGAGUGAAGUGUUCCUUUAAAGUCUCAAUUUUCUGAGGACAAAAACCAGCAGAGCUCUCAGUGAGUUACUGCGUCAACAGUGUGUGAACAGCAACAUUACUUUUUGGGAAAAUACUACUACUAAUGAUAAUAAUAUCAGUGUUAGAGCCAGUGUUAUAUACAUGUCAUGGCUGUUGGAUGGACAUUUGUAGCAGCUGAUAAUGUUGGCGAGCUUCAAAUGGGAUAGAAACACAGUCAAACAUGUCAUAAGUUAUUUACAUUAUGCAACGAUGGUUACGUCAAAUGUGUUAUCGAAGUUUGAUUUAAAUCAUUAUUGAAUAAACACCGUGAAGGUGAGCAGGUGUUCAUUUUCAUACAUUUAAAUUAACAUUUUGUUUGUGUCAUUUUCCAGCAAUUAAUUAAUUAUCAGCUGCUACAAGGUUUCAGACACAAGGAGGAAAAUAUAUAUUUGUAUUAGCACAGUAUUUCUAUUUUACAGCGCGCUUACCUCAUCACUCAACAGUCGACCAUAGUGAGUGUCAUCAUUACGGGUUAACAACACAACCAGUUGACACAAGGAACUUUAUUCUGUAUAUUACAUUUGUCGUACCAACACGAGGCAUGUUGGUGUCUUCAUGCUGUUCUAACUAUUUUGAAACUGCGUCAAACAAUCUGUGACAGAUUUCAUGAAGCUGUAAGGAGCCUGGAUUGUGUCCACAGCUGUUUGGAGUGUCGUUUGAUUUUGCUUUUCCUUUUGUUAAAGAUUGUUCUGGUGAUAAACCAGUCGACGUCGCUGCUGUUGGAUGAAAAUGUUACAGGGUCAGGGUUUGUGUUUUUCCAAAUGAUCCAGAGGUUUUUACACACUUGAUGUCUGUGUCAACAGAAGUCGCUUAAUAAAAAAGUACAAGAAAAAAAAUAGUUUUCAUGCCACAGCAGCUUUUUGGAGCCAUAUAGUCAACAGUUUUACAAUAGAUUGUAUUGUUUAUGAACAUGUUUAAAUUGUUGUAAAUGGUUAAGAGGAUUAUCAGUUCAGUUAAGUUCUACUUUAAUAAUAAAAGAUCUUUUCCCUUCUUGUAA